ACCUACUGCAGAAAAUUAGCUGGUUCAGAUCCCAAGAACUCACGUAAAAACAUUUAAUUAAUACUUAUAAUUAAUCUUUAAUUAUAACUACCUUUAUUAGUUGCUCUCUUUCUCUUGCUACCUUCUUUUUCUUCUUCUUCUUCUUCUGGUAGCUAAAAAUGUCAGACAACUAGAGAGAACAAAGUUCGAAGAACAAUAAAAUGCAAACCCAGUUGCUGUUGUUCUUUUACUGUUUUAUUGGUCUCCCUCUUGUUUUUAUUGAGGGAGCUCAAAAUGUAGAAAAUGGUGAACUAUCAACUCUGCUGUUGAUGAAAUCAAGCCUCAUUGAUCCAUCGAAUUGGCUGAAAGAUUGGAAAAUGCCAAGUAAUGGAGCUGAAAAUGAUCCAGUUUUUCAUUGCAACUGGACUGGAGUAUUUUGCAACUCUAGAGGCUUUGUAGAGAGGCUUAACCUAUAUAAUAUGAAUCUUACCGGCAAUGUAUCAGAUCACAUUCAAAAUCUGCAGAGUCUUUCUUUUCUUGAUAUUUCCUGUAAUGGGUUUGCUUCUUCAUUGCCAAAAUCAUUAGGAAAUCUCACUUCACUAGAAGUCAUUGAUGUAAGUCAAAAUAACUUCAUCGGCAACUUUCCUGUUGGCCUCGGAAAGGCUUCAGGAUUAACUUCAGUCAAUGCAUCAAGCAACAAUUUUUCAGGUUAUCUUCCUGAGGAUCUUGGAAAUGCAACGUCACUCGAGAGCUUGGAUUUUCGAGGGAGUUUCUUCGAAGGUUCAAUUCCUACUUCUUUCAAGAAUCUGCAGAAAUUGAAGUUUCUUGGCCUUUCUGGUAACAAUCUAACAGGAAAGAUACCAAAUGAGAUUGGUCAGCUUUCUUCCCUCGAGACUUUAAUUAUUGGAUAUAAUGAGUUUGAAGGAGAAAUUCCGGCAGAGUUCGGUAACCUCACUAAUCUUCAGUAUCUUGACUUGGCAGUUGGUACACUGAAUGGUCAAAUUCCAGCAGAAUUGAGUAGGCUGAAAAAACUUACAACAGUUUAUUUGUAUAAAAACAAUUUCACAGGAAGGAUUCCACCAGAACUUGGGAACAUUACAUCACUGCAGUUUCUUGAUCUUUCUGAUAAUCAGAUUUCAGGAGAAAUACCAGUGCAGAUAGCAGACCUGAGAAAUUUGCAGCUCCUGAAUUUGAUGUGCAACAAGUUGAUUGGUCCAAUUCCUAGCAAGAUUGGUGAUUUAACCAAAUUAGAAGUACUUGAGCUGUGGAGAAAUUCUUUGACAGGCCCUUUACCAAUAAACCUUGGACAGAAUUCACCAUUGCAGUGGUUAGAUGUUUCAUCAAAUUCAUUAUCCGGUGAAAUUCCUCUGGGUUUAUGUCAUUCUGGCAAUCUUACUAAACUCAUUCUCUUCAAUAACUCAUUUUCUGGUCCAAUCCCAUUAGGUCUAUCUGCCUGCAAGUCAUUAGUCCGUGUUCGAAUGCAACAUAAUCUUAUUUCUGGGAAUAUUCCAGUUGGUUUUGGAAGUCUUCCAAUACUUCAAAGACUUGAAUUGGCUAACAACAGUCUCUCUGGUGAAAUACCAGAUGAUAUUGCUCUGUCUACUUCACUUUCUUUCAUCGACAUCUCUUUGAACCACCUUGAAUCAUCUCUUCCAUAUACUAUCCUCUCCAUUCCUAAUCUACAGACCUUCAUGGCCUCCAACAACAACUUGGAUGGAAAAAUCCCAGACCAAUUUCAAGACUGCCCAUCACUCUCAGUGCUUGAUCUUUCUAGCAAUCAGUUAUCAGGAACACUUCCAGGCAGUAUUGCUUCAUGUGAAAAGCUAGUGACCCUGAAUCUUCAAAAUAAUAAACUUACUGGAGAAAUCCCUAAAGCAAUCUCGAAGAUGCCUACGUUAGCCAUUCUUAACCUGUCCAACAAUUCUUUAGUUGGUCAUAUACCAGAUGGUUUUGGUACCUCACCAGCCCUGGAAAUGGUAAAUUUGUCAUACAAUAACCUAAAAGGUCAAGUUCCCUCUAAUGGCAUACUAAUGGCCAUUAACCCUAAUGAUCUUGUUGGUAAUUCUGGACUAUGUGGUGGUGUGCUUCCACCGUGUUCCUCAGAUUCCUCAACAACAAAGCGAAGAGAGAAUCUUCGCGUUCAUCACAUCAUUUUCGGAUUCAUAAUUGGAGUCUCAGUAAUCUUAGCUCUUGGUAUUGCAUUUUUCAUUGGGAGAAUGAUGUAUAAAAGGUGGUAUUUGUAUAACAGUUCCGUUUAUGAUUGGUUUAAGAAGAGCAGCAAAGAGUGGCCAUGGAUACUAGUAGCAUUUCAGAGAGUUAGUUUCACUAGCAGUGACAUUCUAGCUUGCAUAAAGGAAUCAAAUGUCAUUGGCAUGGGAGGAACAGGUAUUGUUUACAAGGCCGAAGUCAAUCGGCCCCACCUAGCUGUUGCAGUCAAGAAAUUAUGGAGAACAAACACAGACGUCGAAAAUGGCGAUGAUCUAUUUGCAGAAGUGAGUCUGUUAGGGAGGCUCCGGCACAGGAACAUUGUCAGGCUGUUAGGGUAUCUUCAUAAUGAAACAGAUGUAAUAAUGAUUUAUGAAUACAUGCCUAAUGGAAAUCUUUGGUCAGCUUUGCAUGGUAAAGAAGCUGGAAAGCUGCUAGUUGACUGGGUUUCAAGGUAUAACAUAGCAGUUGGUGUUGCGCAAGGGCUGAACUAUCUCCACCAUGAUUGUCGCCCGCCAGUCAUCCACCGUGACAUCAAGUCAAACAAUAUAUUGCUCGAUGGAAAUCUAGAUGCAAGGAUAGCAGAUUUCGGAUUGGCAAGAAUGAUGGUUCACAAGAAUGAGACCGUAUCAAUGGUGGCAGGAUCUUAUGGAUAUAUUGCACCUGAAUAUGGAUACACAUUGAAGGUUGAUGAGAAGAGUGAUAUAUACAGCUUCGGUGUUGUACUUUUGGAGCUUCUAUCAGGGAAAAAACCUCUGGACCCUGCAUUUGGAGAACCUAUAGACAUUGUCGAAUGGAUUAGAAGAGACAACAGAGGAUUAGAAGAAGCAUUAGACCCUAAUAUUGCAGGACAAUGCAAACAUGUCCAGGAAGAGAUGCUUCUGGUUCUCCGAAUCGCAAUUCUUUGUACUGCGAAGAACCCCAAGGACAGACCAUCAAUGAGGGAUGUCAUAACAAUGCUAGGAGAAGCAAAACCAAGAAGAAAAAGCAUUUGUCAGAAUGGGGUACACAAUCCUAGUAAAGAGCAGCAAGUUUUUAGCAACUCACCUGUAAUAGGGCUUCUGUAGGAAUACAAAAUUUGUUCCUGCUGUUUUUUUUCUUUUUUUUUUUUCUACUUUUAUGUAAAUCUUUUUUUUUUCUUUGACUAAAAUUGUUCCCCGAGUUCAAUUGCUAGCAGAAUGCAAGGAACUGCAGAGGAAUAUUCACAUAUACUUAUUUAUUCUGGAAAUGAAUAAAGUUGCAACAUUCCUAA
Molecule: messenger RNA, 3436 nt
Organism: Jatropha curcas
Lineage: Eukaryota; Viridiplantae; Streptophyta; Magnoliopsida; Malpighiales; Euphorbiaceae
Product: Leucine-rich receptor-like protein kinase family protein
Biological process (GO): protein phosphorylation
Molecular function (GO): ATP binding; protein binding; protein kinase activity
Source: RefSeq, a predicted model, not a curated record